Megalopta genalis is the source of this 1837-nucleotide messenger RNA. RefSeq lists its product as uncharacterized. The record is from RefSeq and is a predicted model, not a curated record. NCBI's taxonomy places the organism in Eukaryota, Metazoa, Arthropoda, Insecta, Hymenoptera, Halictidae.
UUGUUUUCAGAAACAGAGGAAGGAGGGAAGACUCGAACAGAUCGGCAGCAGCCGAUCGUGUUCCUCUAAAUCAAGUUUCUCAAAAUUCUAAAAUUCGAAGUGACAAAUUAUCGUCGAAGACGGUGAAAUAAAAAGAAAAUUUCGAAAGCAGCAGAUAAACAAAAUGACCGGAGUAAAGAGGCAUUCCGACAGGCGGAGCAUACGCAAGAAAAAAGGGCGGAGCCGUAAGCCAAACAUCGCCAUGCUCGUUUACCAGUACCUCAGGCUAGGCCCCCAGACGGCCGAGUCCGAGCCUAACAGCGUUUGGUCCCAAUCACCUAAGCAUCGCAAAGUAGUACGGAAUUCCUUGCACCCCCGAGUCACCAACGCCAAUAACACGGUCAACCAGCAGAGAAAAACGUGCAAGAAUUGCGGAGCGCUGCGCACUGCCGAACAGGAAAAGUUUCCAAAAGAGAGGAAUUACGAUUUCGAAGCAGCAAACGAGACGAAGAAGUACAUCCAGAAGGCCCUCAGCUUCGGCAUAGAAGCCAAUUAUCUAAUUCCAGUGGACGAUAGCGGCAGGAUUGUUCGUGUUUCGUCGGAUCUUGUGCACGACGGCACUUAUUUAAGGGAUACCGGGACCUUCGAAGAUACAGUUUCACAAGAUAAGGAGGGAAGCCCUCAACGGUCUCCGAUUAAAUGGGCAGACGACGAUGUGCAAGAUGCUAGAAGACAAAGAUCGCGAAGGAAGCGACGGCGAUCUCGGUCCAGAAGGCGGAGAUCUCGUAGACGCAAACGUGGUAGAAGACGCAGCAGGUCCGACAACGCGGACUACGAGGUCGUCGAGGAGGACGAUUACAAGUUCGAUAACCAGCCGGAGAGAAAGAGCAGCUCGGAGAACGCGGGCAAAGAAAAAAGGAAUGAUCGAUCGCACGAAUCGGACGGCGAGAAAACAAUCGUGCAGAGGGAGGAGGAGGGCUCGGAUUUGUCGUUGGACGACGACGAGACCGACGAGGAUGAGAAGAAGGCGGACGAUGCGGAUAAAUCGUGAUCAUGGGCCGAUAAUCGCGCCGCGGAACUUUGUGCCGACUUCAAACAUACUUUCGGCGAAUUGAGCAGAGGGUCUGCCAACGUCUCGGCUGUAAUAUAAAGCAACGUCGAAUCGGUGAUGAAAAUUUCGGACAGAUUCUACUAAACGUGGACGUCGUUUUUGCUUCUUUUACACCUGCCUAUCAAAGAUCGAACUUAUAGGACAACAUUUCGAAAACGCGAUGGAGUCGCGCCGAAUUGCAGCUGAAUUUUUGGCAAUUUCUAUAAAUCUAGACCAAUCUGGAACGUAAAAUAGCGAUUAUUAAUGACGUUUGAUUUAAUGACUGCGAAGGGUUGAACUCUGCCUACAAUCUGUCCGACGACAAUACACGAUUAAAUUUGACGACGAGACAUAAAUUUCCGCAGUGCGAUCGUUUACAUUAAUUUUCUACAACGUUUUCCAUCGAUGCUGACGCAUUGUAUGCGGGACACGUAUUAAUACGUUUUUCGUGUAUCGUUUGUUAAAGAGCGUAUUUCUGUCAUAAUAAUGUCUUUUGAUUGGAAGAUAUUGGAGGAACUUGGAGCCGAUGAGCAUUCAUAGGAUAUUGAUAAUAGAACGACUUUCCGAAACAGUUCUAGUGACAUCGUCGAAACAAUGGCCCGCGUGCAACGUGUCCGAUGCGAACUUGGCAAGAAAGAAAGAUGAAAUGCGUGUAAUUAUAUGCUUAAUUUACGUGAAUAUCGUUUUGCUGUGAUCGUGGAUCAAUUUUACGUGCGCACCGUUCGACAGAGACUGUCCGCGCAAUAAAACCGUAACAGUACGCUAUGA